UGUUUCUCGUGUCGGUUUUUCUUUGAGUCAGUCAGAGCUGAGAAAGCAACGAGAGCAACUGCUUGUGUCGGUAUUUACCUGUCAAGAAACGGAACUACGUUUGCAACCUGAAGUCUCGAAUUAUUUCUAGUUUCCACCAACAAACUGUGAACAACUUUAGUCCCGAAACAGCAGCCAUGGGUUUGAGCGGGUCGGCGUGGAGGAGAGAGGGGGAUUUAAACCUCUUCGUUUGAAGUGAACGGUACACCGGGAGCAGGACCCAGCUGUUGUACACACAAAAGAAGUUACUUUACCGUCGAGUUACUGCAGAGUCGAGCACACACGGGUUUGUUCGGUAUUUUUGGGGAGUUUUGGUUUUUCCUGGAGAGCGGAGAGUGGACUUCUGGAAGCGGCUCUCUGAGUCGGGACUGACCGCUGGAGUUGGUCCUGAAAUGGAGGCUGUUAUCGAGAAGGAAUGCAGCGCGCUCGGAGGACUCUUCCAAACUGUUAUCGGAGACAUGAAAAGCAGCUACCCUAUCUGGGAGGACUUUACCACCAAGGCCGGCAAACUGCAGUCCCAGCUCAGGGCGACUGUCGUUGCUGUGGCUGCAUUCCUGGAUGCCUUUCAGAAAGUUGCCGACCUGGCUACCAACUCACGAGGUGGGACCAGGGACAUCGGGUCAGCGCUGACCAGGAUGUGUAUGAGACAUCGCAGCAUAGAAGCUAAACUCAAGCAGUUCUCCAUGGGCUUCCUGGAGGGUCUGAUCAACCCGCUACAAGAGCAGAUGGAGGACUGGAAAAGAGGAGUGAACGCUUUGGACAAGGACCAUGCUAAAGAGUAUAAAAAAGCACGGCAGGAAAUAAAGAAGAAGUCCUCAGACACCCUGAAACUUCAAAAGAAAGCAAAGAAAGCUGAUAAUCUAGGUCGAGGUGAUAUCCAGCCCCAGUUGGACAGCGCCAUGCAGGACGUCAGUGAUAAAUACAUUCUGCUGGAGGAGACGGAGAAACAGGCCCUGAGAAAGGCUCUGAUAGAGGACAGACAGAGAUUCUGCUGGUUUGUGGCCAUGCUGCAGCCUGUAGUGGAUGAGGAGAUUUCUAUGUUGGGAGAGGUCACCCACCUCCAAGCCAUCUCUGACGACCUCAAAGCUCUGACCUCUGAACCACACAAGCUCCCCCCUGCUAGUGAACAGGUGAUCCUGGAUCUGAAAGGCUCAGACUAUGGUUGGUCAUAUCAGACGCCGCCCUCAUCCCCCAGCACCACCAUGUCCAGGAAAUCUAGCAUGUGCAGUAGUCUGAACAGCGUUAACAGUAGUGACUCCAGGGGAUCCAGUGGCUCCCACUCUCAUUCUCCUUCCUCCUCUUCUUCCUCCUCUUCCUCUCACCACCUCUUCCACCACCAUCACCCCCGCCAUCGGUACCGCAGCUCCACGCUCCCCCAGCAGACCCCGGCUCGGCUCUCCAGCAUCUCCUCCCACGACUCGGGCUUUAUCUCGUCAUCCCAGGACCAAUACACGUCGUCCAAGUCAUCAUCGCCUAUGCCAGCUGAAACAAAGCUGCCCUCGCUGUCCCAGCCUUGUCCCAGUUCCAGGUCCUCUGAGGUGUCAGAGACUGGGCAGCUUCACAGUGACUGCAGCUCCCCCUCUUCUCUAGCUGCUGUGACUGCACCACAGCACGCUACUGACAAGCUGUCCAAUGGUUUUGACCACUACAGUCCAGCAAAUGCCCCCUACCUGCAUAGCAAUGGGGGGAGUUUGGGCUCAGGCACUGCCUUCCCUUACGUCCCUCCUUCCUCCUCAUCCUCCACCUCCACUUCCUGUCCCACCCGCUCAUGGUCACGCCCCGCCUCGGCCUUACUGCCAGACUACACUCAUUACUGCACGAUGGGCUCCACCAUGGUGCCUUCAUCACGAGUUCCCAGCUGGAAGGACUGGGCUAAGCCGGGCCCCUAUGACCAGCCCAUGGUCAACACUCUGAGGAGGAAGAAAGACAAGGACAGCUCAGCGAUAGUGGACAGUAAUGGUAGUGUGAGUAAUGGUGGAUCAAUCUCCACAUCAGCACCAACCUCAGCUGCUCUUCAGAUGUCAGCAGCAGUGGAGGAGAAGAUUAGGACUGUGGCUGCUCCUCUCAAGGCCGUAGAUAUUGAGGCCCACGAGGAACUGGCUCUGGCUUUAUCAAGAGGUCUAGAGCUGGACACCCAGAGGUCCAGCAGAGACUCCAUCCAGUGUUCAAGUGGCUACAGCACACAGACUAACACGCCCUGCUGCUCCGAGGACACAAUACCCUCACAAGUCUCAGACUACGAUUAUUUCUCCAUGGCCGGGGAUCAGGAGCCCGAGCUGCAGUCUGACUUUGAUAAGUCCUCCACCAUCCCCAGAAACAGUGACAUCAGUCAGUCCUACAGACUCAUGUUCCAGAGCAAACGACCGGCCUCCACAGCUGGCCUGCCCAGCACGCAGACUCCUUACCCGGGACAGGGUGGCUACCCUGCAGGGUAUCCCUCUACACCCAUCCACACCGGGGCUUAUCCUACUACCCCUACAGGCUCCAGUUCAGGUCAGGCAUUUUAUUCUGGAUCUCAUAAUACCCCUGGCUCCUACUCUUCAGGCCAUGGUCCGGUCAUCGUGACCCCUGGGGUUGCAACAAUCCGCCGCACCCCCUCAUCAAAACCCUCCGGCCGGCGUUCAGGCUCAAUAGUGGGAACAGGUCCCAUCCCUAUUCGUACGCCCGUCAUCCCAGUGAAAAUCCCCACAGUGCCCGACAUGCCGGGAGCUGUGAAUGGAAGCAGGAGUUCAGAGGAGACCGGACGUGGAGGAGGAAGAGGUGGAGAUGAAAGCCCAGAUUCUCCAACCUUUGCUGGAGGAGGGGAUGCUGGCACGCUGCCUGUGAUGUCCUGGAGCGGUCAGGCUACAACGAAUCCUCCCACAGUACUCCAGUCCAAUCAGCAGCACCUGCAGGGUGAGAUGGAGCUGGACGGAGGAGAAGGGUCAGACGGCAACAUGCUGGUGGCGAUACGCAAGGGAGUCAAGCUUAAGAGAACCCUCACCAACGACCGCUCGGCACCACGGAUCCCGUGAUCACAUGACACAAAGAAACGUGAAAAAACAAGCUCAUUGUGGCUGAAGUGAGGCUAUCCCUCUGGAUCUACGGCUCUGAUCCAAAGACUCCUUUUCUUAUUCAGAGAUGAAGUACGCCUGCUAUACAAGGAUCAAUUCUCAUCGUUUAAUUUCACCCGCUGAAGCCGUCUUAAGUCAUUCAGAGCAGAUAUACAGAAAUUCAUGUUUUGUCAUUUUGCUGACAAAGCCUCAGAAAAUAUAUAAAUCCAGGUGGUUAUAGGUUUGGAUCAUGAGCCAGAACAAUUCCAAGGCCUUAGCACCAAAACAUUUUUGCAAAUCCGAGCCCACAGCUGUGUAAUGAAACACAAGAGGAUGUUUUCAGUGAGUAAAUAACCAGAAGGACCGAGCUGCAGUACACCAGAGGACAGUGAAGAUGUCAUUUACAAACAUGUAUCCAGUAUGGUCCCUGCAGCAGAGGGUUGGACAGUGUGCAUGUGUAUAUAAACACUGUGUAUUAUAUGUAAACACUCAUUGUUUAGGGAAUGCGUUGUACCAUCGUGGGACAAAAAGCAUUCCAACUGCCAACCGACUUGGCAGAAGGAGCACAACAAGAAAUACAAGUACCACACCGCGCCAAGCGAGCAUCACACGGGUGUGCCCGGGAGUAACGGCCUCAGUGUCCAAGCUUCUCAUCGCACAAUUCGGCAUCCCCAGAACUGAGAGGACUGCUCCCUUUGAAGGCUGCAGGAGGAUGCUGCGUCAUCGGAGCUGACUUCCACUCGUAGUUCAAAUAGAUGAGAUUCACACAGAGCCAAUAUAAGGAGGUGUGAGCAGAACAGAGAGCUUGUUGCAAAGCUGAUGACCUGACUUUGUGUUGAAGUCAAAGACGACAGUGUGGCUAAUGUGUCAUGUUGUUGAUUCCAUGACAUACAGAGACACUUAAACUUUGGUUGUUGUAGUAUUCACAUGAUGUGUAUAUAAUUCUGCAUGUCCAGGAGUUUUUUGGUGCUCCUCUCUUUCGUGUCUUUGUUUCUUUGUAGUUCUCCAUGGCUGUUCUCCUCCAGAGCUCCACAAUCAUUACGUUUCACAUCUUUAAACCAGAUGUUAUCGAAUGACCAUCAAAACACAUCACCUAAAUGCUCUUUUGCUUUAUUUCAGAAUAAUUUUCCCAGUACUGUUUUCUUAACUCUUCCAUCUCUACAGGCUGAGCUUCGUUGAACUCCUCAGUGGUUUGUGAUUAUAUAUUAUGCCUCAUAUUUUAGCCCUCUCGUUUCUGUAGCAUUUAUUAGCCGUACUGCAAUCUGCCGUGCAUUAAGUACUUAUAGCAUAACUAAUAAAUGUCCAAGUCCAGAUGUGCCAUCUUGAAACUCAACUUUAAUCUAUAAAUAUAAGAAUGUUUUUAUCAAAGUUCACGAGGAAAUAUUUUGGUUUUUAACCUUAUCAGUGGAAAUGUAUUAUUUGUUAUACUCUGUUAUGUUGAACUUUUAAUGCAUGCUCAUCACUCAUCAGGUUUUGACUUCAGCACAUACAAUCCUCAUCAAAGAACCAAAAUCAACAGAGGGACGUCUUUGGGGUUUUGGAGAUCAGACGUUUCCUCAGAUUGCAGCUUGGUAAAACUAAAGCGUUUAGUAAACAUGAGCUCUAUUUGUAACUUCAGUUCAGGCACUGUGAGAACACAGCUAUUACAACCUGUAAUUGUUAUCUACCUGUACAAGUUAAAGCAGACACAUUUUUAAUUUAUUUCCUUUCUUUCUCUCUAAAUUACUUUUUAGUUCAUAACCUAUGUCUAUUUUUAUACCUGUAUAAAGUAUCAGAGUUGUUUCAUUUAUCCAUGCAUGUGCAGAGAAAUGUUCAUGGCUGUCGCGCUACACUUCCUCAUGUCCCUUAUUUCAAACCCACACACACAUGGUUUUUAAACCACAUCUCAUAAAGCAGAGUUAAGUUCGUCCCUUUGGCUUCCAGGUAAAGUUAUAUAACAGAGAGGUUUGCAUCAGUAUUAUGAGGCCAAAUGGUGUUUGACUCCAGUUUGGUUUCACCUCAAGUAACAGUCCUCAAAAUGUGUUUCCCUGAAUCAUCAAUUUAUGGUUGAGCUGAAUGUUGACUGACAGCAGCCCCGUUAUUACUUCUGCUAGAACAGACUAAAACCUCUCCCUGAUUCAAAUGUUUUACCUCAGUUAUUUAAAGCUGAUUCCAGGUAAAUUGCAUAAAAUUGCUUUCCAAAAAUAAGAUAAUUAGCUGGGUACAUGUUUGGAGAAUUUGGCUCUCAGUUUUUAUCAGCGAUGUGAAUAAUUUUCUUUGUGUUUUCAGGCCGUCCAUGUGUCUAAAUCAUGUAUUAUAAACUUGUAAGUUUCAUAUUUAAAUUGCUAGCACAAAUAUAUAUUAUAUCAGAGUUGCCAAAUGUCUGUUUAUCCUAUAAUAAGAAGUUUAUAGUUUGUAAGGGUUGGAAAAUACACUCAAACCUGGUUUCUAGUUUAGACUUCCCCCCAGAGAAACAUUUUAGCUCCAGAGAGUUGACCUCUCUGUGUCCCUGUACAGUUCAACAGCCUACGAUGCAGUUUGUUUCAGCAGGUAAAGAUUGUUAUUUUUUGUGUAAUGACAGCUUUAGCAAUAUAAUAAAAAAAUACAAACUAUA
Molecule: messenger RNA, 5664 nt
Organism: Notolabrus celidotus (New Zealand spotty)
Lineage: Eukaryota; Metazoa; Chordata; Actinopteri; Labriformes; Labridae
Product: protein MTSS 1-like
Exons: 17
Coding region: 432-3053 (873 amino acids)
Biological process (GO): positive regulation of actin filament bundle assembly; adherens junction maintenance; plasma membrane organization
Cellular component (GO): cytoplasmic side of plasma membrane; actin cytoskeleton
Molecular function (GO): phospholipid binding; actin binding
Source: RefSeq, a predicted model, not a curated record